Molecule: messenger RNA, 3992 nt
Organism: Cavia porcellus (domestic guinea pig)
Lineage: Eukaryota; Metazoa; Chordata; Mammalia; Rodentia; Caviidae
Gene: Tnfaip3
Product: TNF alpha induced protein 3
Exons: 9
Coding region: 151-2520 (789 amino acids)
Biological process (GO): cell migration; protein K33-linked deubiquitination; protein deubiquitination involved in ubiquitin-dependent protein catabolic process
Cellular component (GO): cytoplasm; nucleus
Molecular function (GO): DNA binding; cysteine-type deubiquitinase activity; zinc ion binding
Source: RefSeq, a predicted model, not a curated record
CAGCCUGAGUCCGGGCGUCCAUGGGGUGCAGCCUCGGCGCGACCCCCACCCCGAUUCCGACCCGGAUCCCGACUCGCGCCCGUCGUGCGCGCCGGCUCUGACCCGGACUCUGCCAGCGGAACGCGCGGCCGGAGAGGCAUCGUAGACACCAUGGCUGAACAACUCCUUCCUCAGGCUUUGUAUUUGAGCAAUAUGCGGAAAGCUGUGAAGAUAAGAGAGAGAACUCCAGAAGACAUUUUCAAACCUACCAACGGGAUCAUCCAUCAUUUCAAAACCAUGCACCGGUACACCCUGGAAAUGUUCAGAACUUGCCAAUUUUGUCCUCAAUUCCGGGAGAUCAUCCAUAAAGCUCUCAUCGACAGAAACCUCCAGGCUUCCCUGGAAAGCCAGAAGAAGCUCAACUGGUGUCGCGAAGUCAGGAAGCUGGUGGCACUCAAAACCAACGGUGACGGUAACUGCCUCAUGCAUGCCACUUGUCAAUACCUGUGGGGCGUCCAGGACACAGACCUGGUUCUGAGGAAAGCCCUCUUCAGCACGCUCAAGGAGACAGACACACGCAACUUCAAAUUCCGCUGGCAGCUCGAGUCCCUGAAAUCUCAGGAAUUCGUGGAGACGGGGCUCUGCUAUGACACUCGGAACUGGAAUGACGAAUGGGACAACCUCGUUAGAAUGGCAUCCACAGACUCCCCGGCAGCCUGCUGUGGGCUGCAGUACAGCUCCUUGGAAGAAAUUCACAUAUUUGUGCUCUGCAAUAUCCUCAGAAGGCCCGUCAUUGUCAUCUCAGACAAAAUGCUGAGGAGCCUGGAGUCAGGUUCCAAUUUCGCCCCUUUGAAAGUGGGUGGAAUUUACCUGCCUCUCCACUGGCCUGCCCAGGAGUGCUACAGGUACCCCAUCGUCCUCGGCUACGAUAGCCACCACUUCGUACCUCUGGUGACACUGAAGGACAGCGGACCUGAAAUCCGAGCUGUGCCCCUUGUUAACAGAGACCGAGGAAGAUUCGAAGACUUAAAAAUCCACUUUUUGACCGACCCCGAAAAUGAGAUGAAGGAAAAACUCUUAAAGGAGUACUUGAUGGUGAUAGAAAUCCCAGUCCAGGGCUGGGACCAUGGCACCACUCAUCUGAUUAAUGCAGCAAAGUUGGAUGAAGCUAACUUACCCAAGGAGAUAAAUCUGGUAGAUGACUACUUUGAACUUGUUCAGCAUGAGUAUAAGAAAUGGCAGGAAAACAACGAGCAAGGGAGGAGAGGGGUGCACCCCCAGAACCCUCUGGAGCCCGCCACGCCCCAGCUUUCCCUCAUGGAUGUAAAAUGUGAAACACCCAACUGUCCUUUCUUCAUGUCUGUAAACACCCAGCCUUUAUGCCACGAGUGCUCAGCGAGGCGCCAAAAGAACCAAACCAAACUCCCAAAGCUGAACUCCAAACCUGGCCCUGAGGGGCUCCCUGGCAUGGCACUUGGGGCGUCUCGGGGAGAGGCCUUCGAGCACUCAGCCUGGCGCCCUGAGGAGCCAGCAGGUGGACCUCACUCGGCCCCGCCAACAGCCCCCAGCCUCUUCCUGUUCAGCGAGACCACGGCCAUGAAGUGCAGGAGCCCCGGCUGCCCCUUCACACUGAACGUGCAGCACAACGGGUUUUGUGAGCGAUGCCACAAUGCCCGGCAGCUGAACGCCAACCAGACUGCAGACACUGCCAGGCAUUUAGAUCCUGGAAAGUGCCGGGCCUGCCUCCAGGACGUCACCAGGACAUUUAAUGGGAUCUGCAGUUCUUGCUUCAAAAGGACCACGACAGAAUCCUCCUCCAGCUUGGGCUCCAGCACCCUUUCUUCCUGUCACCAGAGGUCCAAGUCUGACCCCUCACAGCUCAUGCAAAGUCUCUCCCCACAUUCUUGUCACAGAGCUGGCAGUGACACCCCCUCUGGUUGCCUGUCUCAGGCUGAACGGACUCCAGGGGACAGGACUGGGACGAGCAAGUGCAGGAAAGCUGGCUGCAUGUAUUUCGGGACUCCGGAAAACAAAGGCUUUUGCACUUUGUGUUUCAUCGAAUACAAAGAAAACAAACAUUUCGUUGCUGCCCCAGGAAAAGCCAGUCCCACAGGCUCCAGGUUCCAGAACGCCGUGCCAUGCCUGGGCAGGGAGUGCGGCACCCUCGGAAGCACCAUGUUCGAAGGGUACUGUCAGAAGUGCUUCAUUGAAGCGCAGAACCAGAGAUUUCAGGAGGCCAAGAGGACUGAAGAGCAGCUGAGAUCCAGCCAGCACCGAGACCUGCCACGAACCUCUCAGGGCACCUCGAGGCCCAAGUGCGCCCGUGCCUCCUGCAAGAACAUCCUGGCCUGCCGCAGUGAGGAGCUCUGCAUAGAGUGCAGGCACCUCGGCCAGCACCGUGGGGCCCACCGCGGGGAUCCCACUGCGGCCGAAGAGGUCCCCAAACAGCGCUGCCGGGCCCCAGCCUGUGAUCACUUUGGCAACUCCAAGUGCAACGGCUACUGUAACGAGUGCUUCCAGUUCAAGCAGAUGUAUGGCUAAGCGGAAGCUGGGCUCAUCGUGGUGUUGUACUCCCGUCCCCUGGGUGCCACCAGAAGCAGCCCUGGGACAGUGGCCUGGAGAGUGUCUCUGAGCAAAGGAGGGAAGACAAGCUCUUCAUGGUGCCUGUGACACUCGGGUUGGGCCCCACUGACCUGAGAGCAGAGCUCGUGGCUGGCAGUGUGGUGUCGGGAUCGGCCCAGAGCUGCUCCUGUCCACCAGGUAAGAGGCCUGGCUCGCCCACCAGGAAUGCUGCAUCCUCUUGCGAGAGAAGGAAAGGACAGAUGGGCCGGAGCCCCAGCCAUUCCCACAGCUUCCUCCAGGACCGGGAUCCACAGGAAGCCGGUGGGAGCUUAGGAAAAAUGGGCCUGUUCAGAGAGCGGCAGGAGCCAGGGCUUGCCCACUGUCGUCUGCUUCCCUCCCAAGCCGAGGUUCUGUAGAAAAACAGAUCGUUUCCACAGGAGGAAGCCAACAAGCUGCUCUUUAACAUGCACUCUUUCACAGUGAGGUCUUAGGGGGACAGUGUUUAGCUCUGGCUUACCGUUACCUGCCUUCUAAAGAGAUCACUUUGAAUUAUUGUGUGUAAACAUGUAUACAUGAUGAAUAAUACCCUUAUAUUAUGUAUGAGGGGUUUUAUAUUAAAUGCUGCCCUAGCAGCACGGUACCCUUCACUUUAUUUAUUAUAUUGCAAACUUUGGUUAUUUAAAGGAAGAUGUUUCUUCUGCCUUGUCUCCUGGGCCAGCACACUUGCUGAGGGCACACUCUGGGAUCUAGCAGGUGUCUGACACAGUUGGCAGGGCAGGCGCCUCUUUGAUUCACUGCUGCUGUCUCCCUGGGAAAGAAGGUGUGGCUUCAAGAGUGCGUUUGGGAGAAUCUUGAGCAUCUCCAGCCGCUUGAUAGAAACUGUCUGCUGCUCCCACCGCCUGCGAGAAGAGCCAGGAAGGAGCAGGGACAGGACUGAGGACAGGGAGACUUCUCAUGAUGUUUCAUUUGCUGUGCUGACUCUGGGGAGGGUCACCUCGGCCACGGGACAAGCCCAGCCAUCCUAGCCGAGGACCUUUCUGUCUGUCUUUAGAUUGCUUUUUCUCUGUGUGCUUUGUGGUAGGGUCAUAUUCUCCCUGUGGGGGCGGGGGGCGAGGGACUUGGGUCUGAAAUGGAGAUCUGAAAAUCUCUAUAGCCCAUAACUAUGUAGCCUUUCUUCAGAUUAUUUGAGAUGUCUUUCCUGUUGCCCUAAAUCUUCCCCACCUCUUUUCAAAGAAGGUAGUUCUUUUGAAAUUAUGAGUCAGUAUCUUGUGUCUACCAAUAUUGUCAUUCUCAGCGUGAAGCAGUGAAAUUAUUUAUACUUAAAGGAAAUAUUUGAAAUUUGCACAUUUAGUUGUUUCCCCUAGAUGUUGCCAACUAUUGGAUUUCUUCAGAUUUUCCUAAAUGUAACUUCAAAAGGUUAAUAUUAAAAAAAUAAAUUAUUGAAGAACAGA